Nematolebias whitei (Rio pearlfish) is the source of this 2616-nucleotide messenger RNA. RefSeq names its product fem-1 homolog a (gene fem1a). The transcript has a single exon. NCBI's taxonomy places the organism in Eukaryota, Metazoa, Chordata, Actinopteri, Cyprinodontiformes, Rivulidae. Gene Ontology annotation, molecular function: protein binding. The record is from RefSeq and is a predicted model, not a curated record. The coding region runs from base 153 to 2006 and encodes 617 amino acids.
UUGACAGCACCCUCAAAAUGGCAGAAAGAUGAGCCCGGAGCCGAGUCCAAACCAAGGUUCUGUUCGGCUCUUUAACACCCGGCGAGCCCGUUUUUCCCGCACGCGAGGGGUUAUGGGGUUGGCGUCCCGCGCGGCAGCACACAGCCUGUGAAAUGGAUAUAAGCACGGCGGUUUUCAACGCGGCCAGAGAUGGUAAGCUGAAACUUAUCCAGAAGUUGUUGAGCAACAAAACUCCCGAGGAGCUGGAGGCUCUGGCGGAGGAAAAAACCCAGGGAGGCACCGCUCUGCUGAUCGCCUCGCGACACGGACACUUGGAGGUCGUAGAUUACCUCGUGGAGCACUGUAAAGCAAAUGUUGAGCUCGGAGGCUCGGUCAACUUUGACGGCGAGACCAUCGAGGGGGCUCCGCCGCUGUGGGCGGCCUCGGCGGCGGGUCACCUCCCGGUGGUGAAGUCGCUGCUGAAGCACGGCGCCUCCGUGAACAACGCCACGUUGACCAACUCCACGCCGCUGCGAGCCGCCUGCUUCGACGGCCACCUGGAGAUCGUCCGCUACCUGGUGGAGCACAGAGCUGACAUGGAGGUGGCUAACCGCCACGGCCACACCUGCCUCAUGAUCUCCUGCUACAAAGGCCACAAGGAGAUCGCCAAGUUCCUCCUGGACCGUGGUGCAGACGUGAACCGUAAAAGUGUGAAAGGAAACACGGCGCUUCACGACUGCGCCGAGUCUGGGAGCCUGGACAUCAUGAAGAUGCUGCUGAAGUGCAAUGCCCGCAUGGAGAGGGAUGGGUACGGGAUGACCCCUCUUCUGGCUGCAAGUGUAACGGGUCACACGAACAUCGUGGAGUACCUCUCCCACCAGCCUCGCACCUCCAGAGAGGAGCGCAUCGAUGCACUGGAGCUGCUGGGGGCCACUUUUGUGGACAAGAAGCGUGACCUGUUGGGAGCAAUGAAGUACUGGAGAAGAGCGAUGGAGCUAAGGCAGACGGGCGACAAAACUGGAUCCCUGGCCAAGCCCCCACCUGGUCCCCCGAUUCCUGCCUACGGCUGUGCACAGGAGGUGAACACCGCUGAAGAGCUCGAAGCCUUGAUCACAGACCCAGAUGAAAUGAGGAUGCAGGCUUUAUUGGUCCGUGAGCGCAUUCUUGGGCCAUCCCACCCGGACACUUCUUACUACAUCCGAUACCGGGGGGCUGUGUAUGCUGACUCGGGCAACUUCGAACGCUGUAUCAGUCUGUGGAAAUAUGCUUUAGAAAUGCAGCAAAGCAAUUUGGACCCUUUGAGUCCCAUGACAGCUUCCAGUUUCCUGUCCUUUGCAGAGCUCUUUUCUUUCGUACUUCAGGACAGGGCCAAAGGCACCCUGUCGACUCACAUCACUUUCCAGGAUCUGAUGAUCGUGCUGGGGAAGAGUGUGAGGGAGGUAGAGCGAGCGGUGGCACAAAGGGACAACCCUCCUGAAGUCCCUCAGUUCACCAAGGCGCUCUCCAUCAUCCUCCACCUCAUCUUUUUGCUGGAAAAGCUCGAGUGCAGCACCGAGCAGGAGCACCAGAAGAAGCACACGGUGUACCGGCUGCUCAAGCUCAACCCCCGAGGCCGCAGCGGCUUCACUCCCCUCCACAUGGCCGUGGACAAAGAAACCACGUCUGUUGGCCGCUACCCCGUAGGCCGCUUCCCCUCGCAGGCGGUGGCGACGCUGCUCCUUGAGUGCGGCGCCGACGUGGAUUCGCGCGACUGCGAAAACAACACGCCGCUGCACGUCGCUGCUCACAACGGUUGCGCGGAGAUCAUGGCUCUGCUGAUAAAGGAGGGGGCUCACUUUGACGCGACCAACGCUCAGAGGAAGACGGCCUACGAGCUGUACGAUGAGCACAGCAGCGGACACCCGACGCUCUACCCGCUGAACUACAUCACCCUUCAGUGCCUGGCAGCCCGUGCCGUGGAAAAGCACAGGUUGCCGUACAGGGGACUGAUCUCCGAGGAGAUGGAGGCCUUCAUUGAACUCCACUGAGAGACGCCAUCAUUUUUCCACCUGUUCAUCCCUGCUCUUUUACAAAUGUCCGAACCGUUCGCAUCUUCUUUUCUCUCCAUCCUGGCUAAACAUUGUCUCCAGACCAAACCAUAGCAAUAAACCAGUUACUAAUUUAAAAUCACACGGACUUUUAAAUUGAUUAUCGUUUUCUACUACUGUUUAAAUACCGGGUGAAAAUUCCACCAAAUAAUUUUAAGAAAGCAGUAUAAGUGGGAUUUAUGUGGGAUUUCUGCUGGAAUAUUAUAAGAUGGGUGUUAGUAUUAAUAAGAAGCAUUUCUUCAACGUGUCCAGAUGAAAUGCAUGAAAAUGACGUGUGGUAGUUCGAUUAUUGGUUUGCAAACCCAUUCAAAAAACUAAACUGUUUUUUUUUUUUUCACUUGUUCACAUCUGCUGUGUCUCUUUAAUAAGGGUUGGGAUUACUGUGCCAAAACCUCACCAAUACACGAAGGUUAGCGCAUUCAAAUGUCUGUACCGGAGGAGGCGCAACUCUAUUUUCUUAAUUAUUCAGACUGUGAUUCUCUAUGCCAGCCUGCAGAACAAAUACUUGAAAGACUUGGAGAUGAGUGGAAUAAAUUGGAACUAUUUAAAA